Messenger RNA from Acinonyx jubatus (cheetah), 2315 nucleotides. It is a transcript of the gene SERPIND1, whose product is annotated as serpin family D member 1. The record is from RefSeq and is a predicted model, not a curated record. The transcript has 5 exons. Gene Ontology annotation, biological process: blood coagulation; negative regulation of endopeptidase activity. Gene Ontology annotation, molecular function: serine-type endopeptidase inhibitor activity. NCBI's taxonomy places the organism in Eukaryota, Metazoa, Chordata, Mammalia, Carnivora, Felidae. Bases 172 to 1662 code for a protein of 496 amino acids.
GGUUUGUGCUGACAAAGCUAGUUGAAUGGUGUUUGAUUUGGGACAUAUUUACUUUGGAAAAUACCCAAUACCAGCCCAGCAUCAAAGUUCACAUUGAAACCCUGCUGGUGACCUUGGCUCAUUUCAUCUCUGCCACACUUCUCAGAAGCACAGAGCUUUAGCUCUGCCAAAAUGAAAUGCCCAUUCCAACCCCUCAUCAUUUCUCUCAUCCUAACGUCUAUAUGUGGGAGCAACAGCCUGGCUGGUCAGCUUGAGAAAGGAGGGGAAGAUUCUAUAUUCGCAGACCCCCAAUGGGGGCAGUUAAAUAGCAAAAACCUGAGCAUGCCCCUUCUCCCUGCUGACUUCCACAAGGAAAAUACGGUCACCAACGACUGGAUCCCAGAGGGGGAGGAGGACGAGGACUAUCUGGACCUGGAGAAGAUAUUCAGUGAAGAUGAUGACUAUAUUGACAUCAUCGAUGCGGUUUCGCCAACCGAUUCAGAGGCUGGCGAAGGGAACAUCCUCCAGCUCUUCCAAGGCAAGAGCCGAAUCCAGCGUCUCAACAUCCUCAAUGCAAAGUUCGCUUUCAACCUUUACAGAGCACUGAAGGAGCAGGUGCGUCCUUCCGACAACAUCUUUAUAGCCCCAGUGGGCAUUUCCACCGCCAUGGGUAUGAUUUCCUUUGGCCUGCAGGGGGAGACCUAUGAACAAGUGCACUCGAUUUUGCAUUUUAAAGACUUUGUCAAUGCCAGCAGCAAGUAUGAGAUCAUGACCAUUCACAAUCUCUUCCGUAAGCUGACUCAUCGCCUCUUCAGGAGGAAUUUUGGGUACACACUGAGGUCGGUCAAUGAUCUUUAUGUCCAGAAGCAAUUUCCAAUCCUGGAUGACUUCAAAAGGAAAGUAAAAGAGUACUACUUUGCGGAGGCCCUGGAGGCUAACUUCUCAGACCCUGCCUUCAUAUCGAAAACCAAUAACCACAUUCUGAAGCUCACCAAGGGUCUCAUAAAAGACGCUCUGGAGAAUAUAGACCCAGCUACUCAGAUAAUGAUUCUAAACUGCAUCUACUUUAAAGGAUCCUGGGUGAAUAAAUUCCCAGUAGAAAUGACACACAACCACAACUUCCGACUCAAUGAACGAGAAGUAGUCAAAGUUUCCAUGAUGCAGACCAAGGGGAACUUUCUGGCCGCAAAUGACCAGGAGCUGGACUGUGAUGUCCUGCGGCUGGAGUAUGUGGGGGGCAUCAGCAUGCUAAUUGUGGUCCCUCACAAGCUGUCUGGGAUGAAGACCCUUGAGACACAGCUGACACCACAGGUGGUGGAGAGAUGGCAGAAAAGCAUGACAAACAGAACUCGAGAGGUGCUUCUGCCUAAAUUCAAGCUGGAGAAGAACUACAACCUGGUGGAGGCCCUGAAGUCAAUGGGGGUCACAGCGCUGUUUGACAAAGACAGCAAUAUGGCAGGAAUCUCAGACCACAGGAUCACCAUCGAUCUGUUCAAGCACCAAGGUACCAUCAUGGUGAACGAAGAGGGCACCCAAGCUGCCGCCGUGACCACUGUGGGGUUCAUGCCACUGUCUACCCAAGUCCGUUUCACUGUCGACCGCCCCUUUCUGUUCCUCAUCUAUGAGCACCGCACCAGCUGCCUACUCUUCAUGGGGAGAGUUGCCAACCCCACCAAGUCCUAAAGGUGGAGCUCUGGGCAUUUCAAGUGUUUUGGGGCCACUCUGUAAUUCUGGUUCCAUUCUAACAAUGAGAACGGAGAUGUUUUGCCAUCAUGGCUUUCAUGGUUUAUGCUACCAUUCUGAAAUCGAGGCCCAUAGGAGACAAGAAAUUUACAAACGACCAAGAAGCUCACUGGAAUCAGUUCAGCACAGUGAAUAAUGCCAGCAGUUCAUAGAAGUUAAUGUACCUGUGACAUGUCAGCUGUUACCUAGAGGGUGUCAACAACAUACAGAUGGGUUUACUUCCUCCUCCUCAGUGCAAACCUGUGGAGGUCCUGCCUGCACACCUCCUUCCCCUGCAGUCCCCGUCCUUGAGCAUUUGGCUCUAUUACUCAAAUUACCAGCGCUCCUCAUCUGAACACAGAACACAGAAAUGAGCUGCAGGACUAAUUUCUCACCUCUCCCAAGGCUGGUGCCUAGGACAGAAGCAACCUCAUGACAUUUGAGGGGUGCCCUGGGUGUUAGCGCUUCAUUCUCUCAAGGUUCAACCUUCCGAAUUGAUGCUAAAUGUCAUCUAUACUUCUGCUAUCACCUCACUGCUGCCCAGAAGACAGCAUGUACACAUGGCGCCAUGCUUCCUACCUUAGCGAUAAAUAAAUAUCGCCACUUUUACUGUG